AUGUCUAUGGUUGAAUCCAAAACUAGAAUUUAUGAUGUGAGGAACUAUGGUGCCAAUGGCGAUGGAAAAUCUGAUGAUUCUAAGGCUUUUAUGAGUGCAUGGAAUGACAUAUGUGGAAGACAUGGUACACCAACUCUCUUGAUACCACAAAAUAGAGUGUUCAUGGUGAAGAGGAACAUAAUCAUGAAAGGUCCUUGCAAGGCCAAAAAUAUUAAUAUUCAGCUUCAUGGAAGAAUAGUGGCAGCACAAAAGAAUGCAUGGCAAGGUUAUAAAUCAACCAUGAUUUUGUUCACAAACAUAAACGGUCUCAGAAUUUUCGGAAAAGGAGGAUUAAUCGAUGGUUAUGGUUCCUCUUGGUGGCCAUGCAAACAUUGUCCAAGGCCAUCGGUCCUUGCUUUCAAUGCAUGCAAUGGUCUUUAUGUUGGUUAUCUGAGGAUCACAAAUAGUCCCAAAGCUCACAUAACCAUAAAUGGUUGUGAAGGUGCCAAAUUCUCUCAUAUUACCAUUCGUUCUCCUGCUGAUAGCCCUAACACUGAUGGAAUCGACAUUUCUUUUUCUAAAAAUAUAUUGAUAAGAGAUUCCAACAUAGCUUCUGGUGAUGAUUGUAUUGCAAUCAUAGGUGAAUCUUCUUACAUUAAUGCCACUGGAAUUGCUUGUGGACCAGGCCAUGGAAUAAGCAUUGGUAGCUUGGGUAGAAUCAAUGGCCAUGACAACGUGGAACAUGUUCGUGUUUAUAAUUGUAGCUUCACAAAAACUACAAAUGGAGCAAGAAUCAAGACAUUUUCGGGUGGAUCAGGUUACGCCAAAAGAAUAACGUUUGAGAAAAUCAAAUUAAACCAAGUUUACAACCCAAUAAUUAUAGAUCAACACUAUAAUAACAUAAUGAAUGCAGGAGGAGGAGUCCAAGUGAGUGAUGUGACAUUUCGAGGGUUUCGAGGAACGUCUGCAAAUGACAAAGCUAUUAAUUUAGCUUGUGGUUCAUCAGGUUGCUUCAACAUUGUGUUGGAUAAAAUCAAAAUAAUUUCUUCCAAACCAGGAAAUCCAACUUCUUGUUCUUGUAGAAAUGUUCAUGGAAGAUCUACAUCCACUAUUCCAAAUUGUAAUUCCUCAUUGAGAUGA
Messenger RNA from Vigna unguiculata (cowpea), 1119 nucleotides. Its product is annotated as putative polygalacturonase At3g15720. Gene Ontology annotation, biological process: carbohydrate metabolic process. Gene Ontology annotation, molecular function: polygalacturonase activity. Lineage: Eukaryota; Viridiplantae; Streptophyta; Magnoliopsida; Fabales; Fabaceae. The record is from RefSeq and is a predicted model, not a curated record.